ACUGACUGGCACAACCCCUGGGCACUGACUGGUGGCACUGACUGGCAGCACUGCUGGGCUGCACUGGUGGGUGGCACUGGUGGGCAGCACUGGUGGGUGGGCACAGGUGGGUGGCACUGGUGGGCACAGGUGGGUGGGCACAGGUGGGUGGGCACAGGUGGGUGGCACUGCUGGGCACAGGUAGGUGGCACUUCUGGGCACAGGUGUGUGACACUGCAGAGUGGCACAGGUGGGUGCACUGCUGGGCACAGGUGGGUGCACUGCUGGGCACAGGUGGGUGAUCUGCUGGGCACAGGUGGGCGGAACUUGCGGGUGGCACUGCUG
Messenger RNA from Staurois parvus, 324 nucleotides. The record is from the annotation of a GenBank genome assembly. NCBI's taxonomy places the organism in Eukaryota, Metazoa, Chordata, Amphibia, Anura, Ranidae.